Xylaria bambusicola is the source of this 709-nucleotide messenger RNA. RefSeq lists its product as uncharacterized. The transcript has a single exon. Bases 366 to 596 code for a protein of 76 amino acids. Lineage: Eukaryota; Fungi; Ascomycota; Sordariomycetes; Xylariales; Xylariaceae. The record is from RefSeq and is a predicted model, not a curated record.
UGUAUUGUGUAGAAUCCAUUUAUGUGGGCUAUCUCGGCUAUAGAAAAGCUAUCUAAUCAGCCUCGAGUCGUGUACCAUAAGUGGCCUCUGUGUUAGAGCUGAGGGAAUUGGCGAGGAUAUUUGUCCAACGGAGCAAUCGUGCCAAUUCUAUCAGGCCGUCGAGGCUUUUGUAUGCCAAAAGAUUGACGAAGAUCCAUUUCAGUUACUGCAGGCAUCAACGCCACAAUAGUGAGGUUACGAAUCCACUCCGUUGGGAAGGACGCGGACUAGGUCUCUAGCACGCAGGAAAAUCCAACCCUAACCGUGCCUCCCGAUCUAUGUGAUCUAUGCGAUCUAGCUGAUCUCUCAGAUCAUUUAGAUCAUUCAUGUCACACAUAGUUACUUUACUCCUUCCAUACUAUUCAUAUUUCCUAUGUCUGCAUGGUGUUCAUACUCUCCGCUGUAUUUAUUCACUCCUUUAUAGUUGCUUAGCUAUCAAUAAUAUUACGGGUAUGGUAGGUCUGUCGUUCUCGUUUGAAGGAAUAAUAAGGUCCCAGGAGGCCAGAAAAGCUUUGGAGGAUCGUGUGUUGUUAGCUAAUAAGUACCUAGGUAGGUAGCCAGCAGGGGCUAUGUGCGGGAGCUUGCCAUGCUGCACCCUCUGGGCGUGCUAAACUGAGACAGGCCGUGGGAGCGCCCCACGUAGACCGGUCGAGCCCAGUGAAUCUACCCG